Molecule: messenger RNA, 375 nt
Organism: Penicillium bovifimosum
Lineage: Eukaryota; Fungi; Ascomycota; Eurotiomycetes; Eurotiales; Aspergillaceae
Exons: 2
Coding region: 1-375 (124 amino acids)
Source: RefSeq, a predicted model, not a curated record
AUGAGCAUGAGCGCAAGUGCAACCAGACCACCUCCAACGGCGCAGUCACAACAGACUUCCCGCCGCCUGCUCAUCUUCCAGGAGGCGCGCAAUCCCCACAAUGUGGCAGAAACAGUCUACCUCCCUGUGAACAAGCUGGGUCUGCCUAUCUGUGGGGAUGGACCUGAAUUGCCGUCUAUCUUGGAGUUGCCGUUGCGUGUUUUGAGGGUUUUUACGGAGUUGUUUAAUCAGCCGAAAUAUAAGGGGUGGUCCGUCCUCUCUGCUGGUCCUUACCACGAUACCUCAGAAGAAGGGAAGUUCUAUGCCGUCGUUCUGGAGCAGGUCGUUCAUGUGCCGGCUUAUGUACCUCAUGACAGUCAUAUUGGGUCUCCUUGA